UUUCUGUCCUCGCACAGCCUUCAUCGCGCUACUUCGUUUUCUUCAAACAAAAUUGACUCUUCUCUGAAAUGAACCAUCCCAGAUCUGGUGGUACUGAAAGCCCUGGCCGCCUCAUAUCACACUUCCUGACAAGGGAUCAGACAGACACGGGGGAACAGAAUGCAGGAUGGUCCGAGCUCUGGGACUCGGAUCAAAGUGAUCUCUGGGACCGGGGAAAGCCAUCGCCGGCCCUGGUUGAUUUCGUCGAACAGAAACUAAAUCAGGUCCUGCCGCAUAGGACUAAUGGACAAUCUGUGAAGGUACUGGUGCCGGGCUGCGGGCGAGGAUAUGACGUCGUCAUGCUUGCUCUCCACGGCAUGGAUGCCUAUGGUCUCGAAGUCUCUCAAACCGCAGUCUCCGCCGCGAACACCUAUGCCGAAGCUCAACUGGCCCAUCCGUCCGCGGCAAACUUUUCGGGAUCGGCUCCUCGACCUCCUAAGGCUCCUAUCAAUCGUGGCAAGGUCAAAUUCGUCGAGGGAGAUUUCUUUAUGUCAGAUUGGAUGAUAGAUUGUCUGGAUGAAGGGGAGAUAUCCGAAGGGUUUGACUUGAUCUAUGAUUACACGUUCCUGUGCGCGAUACCGCCGUCCCUGCGUUCAAAUUGGGCGAGACGAAUGAAGGAGCUAUUGUCCCCAACAGGGAUCUUGAUCUGUUUGGAGUUUCCCUUGUGGAAAGAGCUAGAUGCCGUCGGUCCCCCUUAUGGCCUUAACGGUGUCUACUGGAAUCUACUUGCUGAGGGUGGGGACGGGGUCCUUCAUGAUUCCGAAUCCACUGGCGCAAAACAGAUGGAUCAAGGUCAAGGACCGUUUGAGAGAGUGCUUUAUUAUAAACCGGAACGGUCAUACGACCAAGGCCGAGGUACCGAUAUGGUCAGCGUGUGGAAGCUCUCCUGACCGAGACACCUUCCCUAUUCCCAGCAGUGCCCGACCGUUCGAGCACCUCACAAGAGGAGUAUGAGUCAGUGGUUCUGUUUAUGGAUGUCUGAGCUUCAACACAAGGCUUCCCCAACAGCGUGUCUCUCGGCCUGCGUCACAAGCUCGUAUGCCAUCCUUGUCUGUAAUCUCCCGUCGGGCUCCGACCGAAAGGAGGAAGGCGGUGAUUUCGUGGUAUUCGUAAAGACAUGAGAGAUGCAACACGGUCCAACCGUGAAACGCUGUCACAGGUUUGGCAGCCGCUGGUAUCAUUGCUGGUGCAUUCUCGUGAGUCAAGC
Exophiala xenobiotica is the source of this 1246-nucleotide messenger RNA. RefSeq lists its product as uncharacterized. The record is from RefSeq and is a predicted model, not a curated record. Lineage: Eukaryota; Fungi; Ascomycota; Eurotiomycetes; Chaetothyriales; Herpotrichiellaceae. Gene Ontology annotation, molecular function: S-adenosylmethionine-dependent methyltransferase activity. The coding region runs from base 69 to 929 and encodes 286 amino acids. The transcript has 4 exons.